AUGCCAUUGAGUUUUUUGCAUGUUAAUGGAUUAUCAAGCCAAGAUAUUUGGAAUGUUUAUAAGUUGGAAUUUGAUGUCACUAGAAAGGAUGAUCUGUCUUCAAAAAAUAAAAAUAAAAAAGAUCGUGAAAUUUAUUAUAAUUUCGUAAGGAGUGGAGAUGCAAAAAAGCUCUAUGCUUCAAACUUUGAUAUAAAAUUGAGAGAAAAUUUUAAAGAUAAAAUCAAUAAAACUUUGUCACAAAGAGAAGACACAGAAUGGAUGAUAAAUGUGAAUGGAAAAAGAUAUGAUAUUGUAAAAAUGACAUGCAAGUCCUUUGAAAAAACCAAUGUUUUUAGAUUAAAUUACAAUGAACCAAUAUUAUCAUACAUAAUUGACUUCACAGAAUCAAAUCCAAUUGAAGACAAUAGAAGAGAAUAUCGAGAAAAGGUUGAAGAAAAGUUUCCCAAAAUUAAUAAAGAAGAUUCUUUGUUUAAUGAACAUUAUUUUAUUUGGCAAAUAUGCUGCUUAAUAUUUAAAUUAUGGAAUAGCAAUGAUUUCAAUCCUAAACACCACAAAACAUUUUCAGAAGGAUCUUUCGAAUUCUUGGGGCUGCGUUCGAUUUAUCACAUUUUAGUUGAAGGACUUGGUAAUGGUGUUAUCCGUGUAGGUGAACAAUCUUCUGAAGCUUCAAGAUUGCGCAAAAAGAAAUUAAUAGAGAAAGAAAAAAAGCUCAGGCAACAGCAACAGGAACAGGAAGAAAUAUUUUUCUCCUAUGAAAUGAAAAAAAUUGGGAAAAAGGCUGAUUUUUGGGUUGAGAAAGUUGGAAAUAUGAAAGAAAAACAAUUGUUAAUUUUGUCAGAAGUAAAUACACCAGUAAUUUUAUAUGUAUUUCAAACAACCAAAGAAUUUGCAGUAAAAUGA
Molecule: messenger RNA, 900 nt
Organism: Entrophospora sp. SA101
Lineage: Eukaryota; Fungi; Glomeromycota; Glomeromycetes; Entrophosporales; Entrophosporaceae
Source: the annotation of a GenBank genome assembly